Messenger RNA from Zygotorulaspora mrakii, 1737 nucleotides. RefSeq names its product ER oxidoreductin (gene ERO1). Gene Ontology annotation, molecular function: FAD binding; thiol oxidase activity; protein-disulfide reductase activity. Lineage: Eukaryota; Fungi; Ascomycota; Saccharomycetes; Saccharomycetales; Saccharomycetaceae. The transcript has a single exon. The record is from RefSeq and is a predicted model, not a curated record. Bases 1 to 1737 code for a protein of 578 amino acids. Gene Ontology annotation, cellular component: endoplasmic reticulum membrane; endoplasmic reticulum. Gene Ontology annotation, biological process: protein folding in endoplasmic reticulum.
AUGAAGAUUCUGGAUCUAUUAAAAGUACUACCGAUUGUUGCAACUGGGACCGCCCAGGCUGAAAACGGAACGAAUUGGAGAUCGAACUCUUCAAAUACGAGCAAUAGCAUUGGUGCAACAGAUCCUCAGUAUGAAAAUGCAAGCAAUUUUUGCACUAUCGAUAAAGAUGAGCUUGUGAGUCCAACUUGUGAUGUAACAUUCCAGGAGAUUAACGAUAUAAAUAAUGAUAUAAGGGAAAGCUUAGUUUCGCUAGCGAGGACGGAUUUUUUCAAAUACUUCAAAUUGGACCUGUAUAAACCAUGCACUUUUUGGAGCGAUAAUAAUAGAUUUUGCGUUAAUAGGGCUUGUGCGGUUGAUGUUGUUGAAGAUUGGGAUAGUUUGCCAGAUUACUGGCAACCAGAAGUAUUGGGCAAAUUGGAUGACGUGGAAGAUACUGAGGGCAACAAAAAAGGUGAGGAUGAAUGUAGAUUUUUAGAUGAACUAUGUGUCGGUAAUGACAACCAGAAACAGUUUACUGCCCCUGAUGUGAAUUAUUGCGAUAUUGGCGACUUCAGCAAUUCUGAAGCUGUAUUAGUUGAUCUAUCGGCCAAUCCAGAGAGGUUCACGGGAUACGGUGGUGAAGAAUCCGCUCAAAUAUGGUCAAGUAUUUAUAAAGAAAACUGUUUCUCAGAGGGUGAGAGUGGCCAAUCGUUAGCAAAGAAUGCAUUUUACAGGCUGGUCUCUGGAUUUCACGCAUCUAUUGCCACUCAUUUAUCAAAUGAACACUUGAAUACAGAGACAGGCAAAUGGGAGCCAAACUUGGAUCUAUUCAUGGCAAGAGUUGGAAAUUUCCCGGAAAGAGUUUCAAAUCUAUAUUUCAACUAUGCCAUUGUGUCAAAAGCAUUGUGGAAAAUCAAACCAUAUUUAGACCAUUUGACCUUUUGCAGCUCCUAUAACGAAGAUGUCAAAAGUAUGAUUAUGAAUAUCAUAUCCAGAUUGGAUAGCAAAAUUUUCAAUGAGGAUUUGAUAUUUGAAAAUGAAUUGAGCUCAAAGGUCAAGGAUGAUUUCAGAGCGCGCUUCAAAAAUGUGACCCAAAUAAUGGACUGUGUUCAUUGUGAUAGAUGCAGGUUAUGGGGUAAAGUGCAGACUACUGGAUAUGCUACAAGUUUGAAGAUAUUAUUUGAGCUUGAUGAACGUGACGAGAAGUCAAAGCAAAGUAUUGUGGACAAACUGACCAAAUACGAACUAAUCGCACUGAUCAAUACGUUUGAUAGAAUAUCAAAAUCUAUUGAGUCCGUUAACAAUUUUGAGAAGCUUUAUAAUACAAGGUUAGCAGGUGGUAAACUUGCCUACUUUUUCCAAAAUAAUAAUUUCUUCAAGUUAUUAGGUAAAGCACAAAAAAGCUGGACUGAAUCGGUAAUGAUGCUCAAUAGCAGUAAAGGCGAGGAAGAAGUAGUGCUCGAUUCGGGAGAGCCUUUAGAGGAGGAUAACGUUCCCUUUUUCGAGGAUCUGAACAUGCCGAAGAAAAAUAGUUCAACUGAGGGUUCACAGAACAAAUGGGUUAGAGCAUGGCAUACUGAAUUCCACAACUUUUCCGAAGCCUUGAGAUUCAUUUAUAGAAGUUAUGUUGACUUGCCAAGAAAUAUUUGGAGAAUAUCGCUGAAUACCAUGAACAAGUUGUGGAAUAGAUUUAUUGGUGUGACAUAUUUGAACGAAGAAGAGGAGGAACCAAUUGAGUAUAAACUAGAUAUUAUAUAA